Molecule: messenger RNA, 2087 nt
Organism: Camellia sinensis
Lineage: Eukaryota; Viridiplantae; Streptophyta; Magnoliopsida; Ericales; Theaceae
Source: RefSeq, a predicted model, not a curated record
GUCAUGCAGAAGAAUUGGAAAACUUGUGACUUAUCAAAAAGAAAUAGAAAACUUAUUGAUAAACAUAAUUGUGGAUAACAACAACAUUCUUUACUGUAGAUAACAAUAACAUACUGUGGAUAACAACAUUCUUUGCUGUGGAUAACAAUAACAUACUGUAGAUAACAACAUUCUUUACUGUGGAUAACAACAACAUACUGUGGAUAACAACAUUCUUUACUAUGGAUAACAAUAAUAUUCUUUAUAAAUGCUAAGUAUUCUUUUCUUAACAGUGAACCUAACAUAUUUGUUUUCAACUCAUUCCAAAGCUCUUACCAUGAAGACCUAUGUAACACUUACUAUGUUAAUAUGGUGGUUUUAUUGUCUAUUUUUUUUGUCGUUUCCGUUUGUUAGGUUGUUUGUGUUGGCCGAAGAACCAUACAAAUCAGCCAUUGGUGAUCCUGGGAUGAGAAGAGAUGGCCUUAGAGUUGCAAUUGAGGCAUGGAAUCAAUGCAAUGAGGUAGGCGAAGAAGCUCCUAAUAUGGGCAGUCCAAGGAUGGCAGAUUGCUUUGAUGUUAUUCACUCAUCACCCAUCAAGUUAGUUCACAAGGUGAAUGAAGAAGACAACAGACUUGGUGUAUCGAAUGCCCUAUUCAAACGGUCAAGUAUCAUGAAUGUCAACCAAUAUGCACCAUGGAAGGAGAUUUAUUUGGGUAAAAAAUGCCAAGUAGAAGACCAGCCAAGGCCGUGGCAAUUUUGGAUGAUAAUGCUCAAGAGUGGCAACAUGGACACACAAGCUGCUGUAUGCCCUGAAAACGGAAAAAAGACAGAACCCUUUUCACCACAGCCUAGGUUUCCAUGCUUCGGACAAGGGUGCAUGAACAUGCCAUUGAUAUACCAUAACUACACGACACUACAAGGAGAAGAAGGAAACAAUUCUCUUAGGGGAAGUUUCUAUGGGACAUGGGAUUUGGAUGCUGAUGUUACAAAAGCAGCCACCGAAAAUGACAGUUCCUAUCAUUCAGUCACUUGGGAGAAGGAGGUUGGAACGGGAAGUUGGCUUUUUCAUCAUGUCUUGAAGACGUCAUCAAAAUACCCUUGGUUGAUGCUAUACUUAAGGUCAGAUGCAACAUCAGGGCUAUCCAGCGGGUAUCAUUAUCAGACAAGAGGGAUGUCAAAAAUUGUGCCGAAGUCACCGAAUUUCAAAGUGAGAUUCACCCUAGAUAUAAAGCACGGAGGGGGUCCAAAAAGCCAGUUCUACCUGAUGGACAUCGGAAGCUGUUGGAAGAACAAUGGGCAGCCUUGUGAUGGGGACGUGACAACGGAUGUGACCAGAUACAGCGAGAUGAUCAUAAACCCGAAUAUAGACUCCUGGUGCAACCCAAACAACCUUGGGUCCUGCCCGCCUUAUCACACCCUUCCAAGUGGAGUUCGUAUCCAUAGAACAGAUAAAGAUAACUAUCCCUACGGGGCUUAUCAUAUUUAUUGCGCUCCAGGCAAUGCUGAAAGUCCUGAGGAGCCCUAUAACUUCUGUGAUUCAUAUAGCAAUCCUCAACCUCAGGAAAUUCUGCAAAUUCUCCCUCACCCAGCUUGGGGACAAUACGGAUACCCAACAAAGAAGGGAGAGGGUUGGGUUGGGGAUAAAAGAACUUGGGAACUUGAUGUUGGAAGACUAUCUCAAUCACUUUAUUUCUAUCAGGAUCCUGGCACUGAACCUGUGGAGAGACAUUGGCCAUCAAUUGACCUGGGAACUGAAAUAUACAUGAGCGGUAACCAAGUUGCUGAGUGGACGGUUAGUGACUUCGACAUUAUCAUUCCAAGAGAUGAUAAUUAGCAAUCUUAUUGGCAAAUCAUCACAAGAUCAUAAUUUCCUUGCAUAUUAGAGAUGUGGAAGUUGCACCACCCAAGGCAAAUAAAAAACAUAGUUUGAGUUUUAUGGAUUAGUGAUGUAUGGAUUUCUAGGCUUGAAUCUAUAGCACUUUUGAAUUUUCUCCCUUUUUCCCCUUCUUUUUAUCCCUUUUCUUCCCUUUUUCUUCUUCCUCUUCUUGUUCUUGAUUCUACCAGCAAGUUCUUCAUUUUGUUUGAUUAAGGGACAUGAGAUUCUAUAA